AUGGAGGGAGAUGUGGACAAAAAAGAAGCAACUGCGACGGUCCGAGACUUCGACCCGAUCAGCGGGAGCAUCCCGGCCACGAAAGUGGAGAUCUCAGUGUCAUGCAGGAAUUUGUUGGACCGAGACACUUUCUCCAAAUCAGACCCAUUGGUGGUGCUCUACACUCAAGGCGUCGAGUGCAAACAGUGGAGAGAGUUUGGUCGGACAGAGGUGAUCGACAACACUCUGAAUCCAGACUUUGUCCGAAAAUACAUCUUGGACUACUUCUUCGAGGAAAAACAGAAUCUGCGCUUUGACGUGUAUGAUAUUGAUUCUAAAAGUCCAGAGCUUGGAAAACAUCCAACCGACUUUAACGACUUCCUGGGCCAGGUCUUCUGUACUCUGGGAGAGAUCGUGGGCUCACCAGCCAGUCGCCUGGAGAAACCUCUGGGAGGCAUACCCGGGAAGAAAUGUGGGACCAUUAUUCUGUCCGCGGAGGAGCUAAGCAACUGCAGGGACUGUGCCACCAUGCAAUUCUGUGCCAACAAACUGGACAAGAAGGACUUUUUUGGGAAGUCCGAUCCUUUUAUGGUUUUCUACAGAAGCAAUGAAGAUGGCACGUUCACCAUCUGCCAUAAGACGGAGGUGGUAAAGAGCACGCUGAACCCGGUGUGGCAGCCCUUUUCCAUUCCUGUCAGAGCGCUGUGCAACGGAGACUACGACAGAACGAUCAAAGUGGAAAUCUACGACUGGGACAGAGAUGGAAGCCAUGAUUUCAUUGGAGAAUUUACUACCUGCUAUAAUCAGCUGUGCCGGGGUCAGUGUGUCUUUGAGGUGGUGAACGCCAAGAAGAAACUCAAGAAGAAGAGAUACAUAAACUCAGGAACGGUGUCCUUGUUGUCAUUCAACGUGGAGUCGGAUCACACUUUCCUCGAUUAUAUCAAAGGAGGGACGCAGAUUCACUUCACGGUGGCCAUUGAUUUCACCGCAUCAAAUGGAAACCCCUCUCAGUCUACAUCUCUGCACUACAUGAACCCAUACCAGAUGAAUGCGUACGCCAUGGCUCUGAAGGCCGUGGGGGAGAUCAUCCAGGACUAUGACAGCGACAAGAUGUUCCCCGCUCUGGGCUUUGGGGCCAAGCUACCCCCUGACGGCCGGGUGUCCCAUGAGUUCCCUCUGAAUGGAAAUGUGGACAAUCCAUACUGUAAUGGCAUGGAGGGCAUCCUGGAGGCAUACCAUCAAAGUCUGAAGACGGUGCAGCUCUAUGGACCCACAAACUUUGCACCCGUGGUGAACCAUGUUGCCAGAUAUGCAGCAGCCGUUCAGGAUGGCUCACAGUACUUUGUACUUCUCAUCAUCACGGAUGGCGUCAUAUCAGAUAUGGCUCAGACAAAGGAGGCCAUUGUGAAUGCUGCUAAACUGCCAAUGUCCAUCAUCAUAGUGGGAGUUGGACAAGCUGAGUUUGAUGCCAUGGUGGAGCUGGAUGGAGAUGACGUGCGGAUUUCCUCUCGAGGCAAACUCGCUGAAGAGAGCCUCCUGCAGUUUGUCCCGUUCAGAGACUACAUGGACCGCACGGGCAACCAUGUCCUGAGCAUGGCACGGUUAGCUAAAGACGUGUUAGCUGAGAUCCCCGACCAGCUCAUCCUGUACAUGAAGAGCAGGGCCAUCAAACCCAACCCCGUGCCCCCUCUGUACUUGUCUGAAGACCAGUCCCAGACCAAACCCGUGUGA
Molecule: messenger RNA, 1710 nt
Organism: Boleophthalmus pectinirostris (great blue-spotted mudskipper)
Lineage: Eukaryota; Metazoa; Chordata; Actinopteri; Gobiiformes; Gobiidae
Gene: cpne5a
Product: copine Va
Exons: 21
Coding region: 1-1710 (569 amino acids)
Biological process (GO): cellular response to calcium ion
Cellular component (GO): plasma membrane
Molecular function (GO): calcium-dependent phospholipid binding
Source: RefSeq, a predicted model, not a curated record